AUGAGCAGUCUCUUUGCUUUCGCGGCGGCUAUACUAAUCCUCACCCACUGUACCGCUGCACAGCAAUUCUUUGAUGGGUCCGGAGGGGUCGACGUAACGACUGAGGGGAUCACCGCUGCGUGCAGCUCCGCCCUGAAUGAGACACUUCAGUGCAAUGGACUGCUUGGGGUUACUGCGUUUGAAGGCUCAGAUCUCUCAGCAACCAAUAUUACAGAUCUGUGUCAGCCGGACUGCGAGAAGUCUCUCAAAGAUCUGAGGUCCGCUAUCCAGGACGCCUGCCCGACAGAAGACAACAGAUUGACGCUAGGCACGACCAUAUAUCCUGCUACUGCGACGAUUGACUUCUUUCUUUCCACAUGGGACAGACUUUGUCUGAAAAAAUCAACCUCGAACGAGUUUUGCUAUAACGAGAUGCGUCCGUGGCAGCAGCAGAACAACCUAACCCAUGAGCAGCUCUGCUCUGAUUGCUUUUUGGAUACUCUUCGAAUUGAUUUGUCCUCUGAGUACACUCACAACGAUGAUGUCGCCGAGACCUUCUCUUCGCUGACGUCAAGUUGCCAAAAGACUGGAUUCGGGUACACAUCACCAACUCACAUUGCUUUGAGCAGCAGCGUCAUCUUGGAGACACCAAACCCCCAAACCUGUGAUGACCCCGUCAAAAUUGCGGCACAAGACACCUGCAACUCUAUCUCUUUGGCACACAACGUGUCAACUUCUGCUUUGCUGAUCAAGAACCGCUUGCCCGCAUACUGUCGAGACUUUCCAAGACCUGGGACUUCGCUGUGUCUCCCCCCAUCGUGUGAUGUACACACCGUCCGGAGAAACGACACGUGCGAAGAUGUUGUUCGACAAUAUUCCUACUCAUUCACAACCACACAGCUGCUAUCCUGGAAUGCGAACUUGAAUGCACUCUGCACAAUUAUGGCACAACAGCAAGGCAUGCAGAUAUGUGUGAGCCCACCUGGAGUCAGCUUACAUCACUUUACCAAGUCAACCCAGACGAGUGGUUGUACCACAACUACCGGUCCGCCUCCGACAAAUACCGCUUCUUUCGCGGAACCAUCAAGAUCGACAACAACCGCACAAACUACCAAGGAAGGCUCUGUUCCGAUAGCACCUGGUACUCUGGACGGGGGCGAUUGCCAAUCCUACCCCAUCUGGACUGACAUCGCCCAGGACGACCAGUAUGCCAACUCCUGUGAAUAUAUUACCACUUUCCUUGGCAGCUCCUUACAGGAGUUUCUGCAAUGGAACCCGAGCCUGAAAGGCAUUACGCCAUGCGAACUGCAAAAAGGGUACAGGUACUGCAUCAUUUCGUGGGACUUCGCAAAUGAAUCUGGGAAUGCCGAAUCUGGCAAUGUUGCGUCAGAAAUGCCGUCGACUGGUGACUCACCUCAUCAGACAUCGUCUCUAGUCAGGGCCCAGGACAAGCCCAGUUGUCGAACGAGUCGACAUUCAAGACAGUGGCAAAGCGCUUUGGUUUACGUUACUCUCACUUGA
Messenger RNA from Zasmidium cellare ATCC 36951, 1500 nucleotides. RefSeq lists its product as uncharacterized. The transcript is spliced from 4 exons. Lineage: Eukaryota; Fungi; Ascomycota; Dothideomycetes; Mycosphaerellales; Mycosphaerellaceae. The record is from RefSeq and is a predicted model, not a curated record. The coding region runs from base 1 to 1500 and encodes 499 amino acids.